CUGCCUGUGCCUCUUGCAGGGUUCCCUUCCCCGGCACCCAUGCGCCGGGCCCAGAGCUCCCUCUGCCUGCGGGAUGAGACCUUGGCAGGCGGGCAGCGGCGGAAACUCAGCUCAAGGUUCCCGGUGGGCCGAAGCUCUGAGUCAUUCAGCCCUGGGGACACCCCUAGGCAACGAUUCCGACAGCGCCGUCCAGGGCCCCUGGGGGCACCCAUCUCCCACAGCAAAGGACCUGGUGUGGGAUGGGAGAACUCCGCUGAGACCCUCCAGGAGCACGAAACAGAUGCCAACCGAGAGGGCCCCGAGGUACAGGAACCGGAGAAACGUCCCCUCACCCCAUCCCUCAGCCAGUGACACCAUGGGGACAGCAGGAUCGGGAGUGCAGCCCUCUUGCCGCUGGAGUGUCAGCGGGGGCCCCAGGCAGCCCAAGAGCUCAGGGAGCCAGGGCCCCCAAGGGGAGUCCUUGGACAAGGAGGCCUGGGCCUGGAGAUCCUCCAUGGUCGGUGCCGGGGCCCGGAGGUGGAGCUGGGACAAGUGUGUGGACAGGGGGGACAGCUGGUCCCCACGAGUGGCUCUAGGCCGGGAUUCUGGCUCUUCCAGGUGGCUCCCGCUGAGGCAGCGGUCUCUGGGGGAUCCCCCAGCUGAAGGAGGCUGGCAGGAGUAGGCAAGAGAGCCCCCUGCCCAGUCCAGGCAGGGAGCUGAGUCCCACUGCCGGGGGAUUGUGGCCUGGGCUGAUCUUGAGCCUCAGCUGGACAUGAGGGGCAUGAGAAUAAAGCUGAACUGCAGCCUUCUGA
Molecule: messenger RNA, 791 nt
Organism: Chlorocebus sabaeus (green monkey)
Lineage: Eukaryota; Metazoa; Chordata; Mammalia; Primates; Cercopithecidae
Source: RefSeq, a predicted model, not a curated record